Messenger RNA from Megalops cyprinoides (Indo-Pacific tarpon), 888 nucleotides. RefSeq names its product homeobox A13b (gene hoxa13b). The record is from RefSeq and is a predicted model, not a curated record. The coding region runs from base 1 to 888 and encodes 295 amino acids. Lineage: Eukaryota; Metazoa; Chordata; Actinopteri; Elopiformes; Megalopidae. Gene Ontology annotation, biological process: regulation of transcription by RNA polymerase II. The transcript is spliced from 2 exons. Gene Ontology annotation, molecular function: DNA-binding transcription factor activity, RNA polymerase II-specific; RNA polymerase II cis-regulatory region sequence-specific DNA binding.
AUGACAGCGUCAUUGCUUCUCCAUUCCCGCUGGAUUGACCCGGUGAUGUUUCUUUACGACAACGGUUUAGAUGAAGUGAACAAAAAUAUGGAAGGAUUUGCGGGAGGCAAUUUUGCUGCAAACCAGUGCAGGAAUCUGAUGGCGCAUCCGGCAUCCCUGGCUCCGAGCGCUACUUACACGUCGAGUGAGGUGCCAGCGGCUGGCAUGGGCGAACCUGUCAAACAGUGCAGCCCCUGUUCGGCCGCGCAGAGUUCUACCAGCGCCUCUCUACCCUAUGGCUAUUUUGGCAGCAGCUACUAUCCGUGUAGGAUGUCACACCACAGCAACAUUAAGUCGUGCGCGCAGCCUUCUUCAUAUGCAGAGAAGUACAUGGACACAUCCGUCUCUGGGGAGGAAUUCACCUCCAGAGCCAAGGAAUUCGCCUUCUAUCAAGGCUACGCCACCGGCCCUUACCAACCUGUACCCAGCUAUUUGGACAUGCCUGUUGUGCCCACCAUGAGUGGUCCCGCAGAGCCCAGACACGAGUCUCUCUUGCCCAUGGAAAGUUACCAACCGUGGGCAAUCACCAACGGGUGGAACAGUCAAGUUUACUGCGCUAAGGACCAGGCGCAGCCCAACCAUAUGUGGAAGUCGUCAAUCCAAGAGGCAGUGUCUCACGCUGGAGAAGGCAGCUCUAUUCGACGUGGAAGAAAGAAACGCGUGCCAUACACGAAGGUACAGCUGAAGGAACUGGAGCGGGAGUACGCCACUAAUAAAUUCAUUACAAAGGACAAGCGAAGGCGGAUAUCCUCACAGACAAACUUGACCGAGCGACAAGUCACAAUAUGGUUUCAGAACAGGCGAGUAAAAGAGAAGAAAGUUGUCAACAAAUUCAAGAACACCAGUUAG